AUGAGGUCGACUGCGCAAAUCGCGCUCAAGCUGCUGGCGCUUGUCGCCGUAGCUGGAGCUCUUCCUGCAGUUCUCGCCCACGGCAGCGACGACGAAGGCGCAAUGGAUGCGGGUAUGGAUAUGAGCAAGGAGGACCCGAAACCCGAUCCCGAUUCCUACCCGCCGACCUACUUCGCACAUACAGAGCACGUAGCCGAAAUAUAUGCGCACAUCGCCUUAAUGGUCGUCAGCUGGGUCAUAAUGCUACCAAUAGCUGUUAUGUUUUCGAUCGCACGAUCACGAUAUACGCUUGCGGUUCAGUUUCUCUUCCUUUGUACGAAUGCGAUAGGCCUCUUGUUAGGCAUUACCUAUAAUGCGAAUACCCCGGACUUGUAUCCCAACAAUGCGCACCACAAGCUGGGUUGGCUGGUUACGUGGGUUGUCAGCGCGCAAGUGAUCGUCAGUCUCAUAAGUCGCGUAGCAGGCAUAAUGGGCAAAAACGGCGCUGCGGAACUUGGAAAAGAGGAGGAACAAGCAUUUAUCCCAGUUUCGACGGAAGCUAUGGCUGAGCACCAGCGCAUCAACGACGCCCUAUUCCCGCACCGAUAUCGACAUUCAAACGACAGCGGACAAGGCACGGAACCGAACACCGAGUCUCUGCGAAGCAAUUCGGUAUCGACAGCUGUGGGUCAGGAAUCUCCUGUUGAGUUAGGCGACCGACGAGCGCACUACGAGGAUGACGAUGAUGAUCUUCAUUUCAAGCCUGCGGAGCUGCUACCCGCGAAACCUGCUAACUCAUUUGUCGCUAGACUUGCUGGCAAGAUGUCUAGCAGGGCCUGGAGAUUUUUAAUGUUCGGUUACAAUUUCAUUGACAGGACUAUUCUUAUCCUAGCUUACAUCACGCUAUGCACCGGUAUUAUCACAUUUGGACGUUUCUUUGAAGGACGUGGCAUUUUUAGUGGUCUGGCUCACUGGAUCAAAGGCGGCAUAUUUUUCUGGUACGGCAUUUUAACCCUCGGGAGAUGGUCUGGAAGUUUCGGCGAGCUGGGUUGGUCGUGGAAUGUCCGCCCGAAGCACAGCUCAAAGAAGUGGAGACCCACGGCGGAAUUUGUCGAGGGAGCUCUCAUCUUCACUUAUGGAUCAACCAACAUUUUCCUGGAACAUCUUGGCAAUGCUGGCAAGGAGUUCAGUCCUCAGGAUCUCGAGCAUAUCUCCAUCACCGUUCUUUUCAUCGGAGGUGGCCUGCUUGCUAUGCUAAUCGAGUCGACGAAAAUUCGCGAACUCUUGAACACCACCGUAUAUGAUGCAGCUCUCCUACAUCCAAGUCACGUGUACAACGAUGAAGAACGCGAGGCCUUGGAGAUGCCGAAGCAAUACGAAUUUUCCGUCAAUCCUAUCCCCGCUCUUGUAAUUCUGCUUCUCGGUAUCAUGAUGAGCUCGCACACGCAGCAGACAAUGGUCUCUAGCAUGGUUCACAAGCAAUGGGGUAACCUGUUAACUGGUGCCUCAUUUGCUCGAGGAUUCACGUAUGUGCUUGUAUACUUAAAGCCUCCGCGUUCAAUUUUGCCUUCUCGACCUCCGACGGAACUCCUGACCGCAUUCGGACUUAUCGCUGGAGGCACUAUCUUCAUGGCUAGCGCUAGCGAUACUGUCGAUGGAAUGAUCCAUUACAACCUGGAUGCCAUGUUCUUCUAUACGGUUACGAUGGGAUUUGUUGGUCUGCUCAUGGCUUGGGUUGUGGUUCUCCUAGCCCUGAAAGGCUGGGCCGUCCGCAAAGAAUCUAGUCGAUCUCCGAAUGCUUGGACCUUACUUUCCCACGUCUAA
Messenger RNA from Annulohypoxylon truncatum, 1803 nucleotides. RefSeq lists its product as uncharacterized. The record is from RefSeq and is a predicted model, not a curated record. The transcript has 6 exons. NCBI's taxonomy places the organism in Eukaryota, Fungi, Ascomycota, Sordariomycetes, Xylariales, Hypoxylaceae. Bases 1 to 1803 code for a protein of 600 amino acids.